GCUUGACCCACACUUAUUCCAGCAAGGAAAGAUUGUCUCAAUCGUGGAUACUUCCGUACAUCUAACCUUCAGCCAGGUGUCAGCAUUGCGAACCCCUUUGGUGAGAACCGAAGCAUGCAUCAGUGAUGCCGAUCUUUCCCACCGCUUCCACCAAAGAACACAAAGACAGGCACGAAUGCUAUUGCAACCAUCACCCUUUCAUCCAUAAACAGAGGAAACCAGAAGAGAAAGCAACAUUUGGUUUCGAGAACAGAAGAAAAUGAUCCGUCACACCGCAGCCCUUUUACCCCGUCGAACGUUGGCAAAGGCUCUGACAGCCAGAGCGUUCGUCACCAAAUCUCCGGGACCCGAUCCACUGGAAGUGCUUCGAAAGGAAUGUGUCAACCGUCGAUUGUGCACCGUUGAAGGAUACAGAGCGCCCGGAGUUCAUUGGGUGUUCUCAGUGGCCAUGACGCCAAGAGAUAGCGAUGCGGCUCCCAAUCUUCGAACCAUAGGGAUUCAACGUGUCAGUCCUGCUGGCAUUGAUUUUGUCAUGAAAAAGGGAUGCAAGACGGCCACCGCGAUUGCUGAAGAGCACCCUCUGGCUAUUCUGUAUUCGCAAGGAAAAUACGCUCCUGGUCAGUCGGCAGAACAAUGGCGGGGAGAAGGAGUCUGCAAAUCAUUGCCUCUACAAGAGCUAUUGGAUGUGCUACCCCAUUAUACCCUCACAGGAAUGCUAGUAUCGAAGAGAAUCGAAAAAGAAGCUCUGGAAGCUGAUGAUGACAGUCGUGGUGAUGUUUCGGUUGAUCGUCUGGCUUUGAUGAACAGAAGCCAUGUGACGGAAUUAACGCAAAAAACAAGACUUGAGUUGGAAAACAACGAGGUUUCCGAAGAAGAAUUGGAGAAAAGCAUUCAGGCCUUUCGAUUUUUGCCAGAUCGGUUGGAACGAAUGCAUGGUGGACCAGACUCCAUUUUGUGGGAGAGAUGGGAAUGGUUGAGGUCGGCUUCUGCUGCCGAGUCGGAAGGUGCCAUCCCAUGGAACGAUCCAAUGCAUCUGCUGCCACACUAGCUAGCCAGCUUGCGAGCUCCGUAGUCUCCAUUGUGGUCUCAUUCGUCCACACGAAUUUCCAUUAUGACACAACAACUUGCAAACAAAGACUCUCGUCAAUCUCUGCCAAUUUACUCAGCACAUUAUACGUAGUAAUACUAGCUCAAUGGCACCAAUUUGAGGGCAUUCUAGAAGCAUAAUUGCAGCUCAACACAUUUUCAUGAUUCUUGCUGCUUGCCGUGGGGCCAUCUUGUGAAUGUCAUAUGUUCCGACA
Messenger RNA from Seminavis robusta, 1301 nucleotides. NCBI's taxonomy places the organism in Eukaryota, Bacillariophyta, Bacillariophyceae, Naviculales, Naviculaceae. The record is from the annotation of a GenBank genome assembly.